Messenger RNA from Tetranychus urticae (two-spotted spider mite), 1597 nucleotides. RefSeq names its product pyrethroid hydrolase Ces2e. Gene Ontology annotation, molecular function: acetylcholinesterase activity. The record is from RefSeq and is a predicted model, not a curated record. Lineage: Eukaryota; Metazoa; Arthropoda; Arachnida; Trombidiformes; Tetranychidae. Gene Ontology annotation, biological process: acetylcholine catabolic process; choline metabolic process. Gene Ontology annotation, cellular component: plasma membrane.
AAUCGUAAACAGAAAAUGUUUACCAUAACCAUUGAUUUAUCAUUUGAAAAUGAAUGUUUUUAUAUUAUUCUGUUUAAUUUUUUCGCCCAUUCAUGGGCUUGAUUUAACUCCAAUAGUUAAUUUGACUACUGGUCCUAUUCAAGGUAAAGUUAUCGAAUAUGAAUCGAUUGGAGUUUACCAGUUUCUCGGUAUUCCUUAUGCAAAGCCACCGGUUGAUAUAUUAAGGUUACAGUUACCAGUUAAACCAGACCCAUGGACUGAGGUUAAAUCAGUGACUGACUUUGGUCCAGCUUGUUUGCAACCCCAUAUUAUGCCAGAUAUUCAAAUAACCAGUGAAGACUGUCUCUAUCUAAAUGUUCAUGUAACUGAAUCAACUUUUAACAACUCAUCAGAAAAACUAAGACCAGUACUUUUCUGGAUCCAUGGUGGUGGGUUUACAAUUGGAUCUGGAGUUAUUGAAGGUAUUCCAUUGGUUCCAUUACAUGAUGUUAUAAUUGUCUCUAUAAAUUAUCGUCUCAAUGCAUUUGGUUUCAUCCACUUUGGAGCCGAUGAACCUCGAAUCCCUUCAAAUAUUGGUUUUCAAGAUCAAUUGUUUGCUUUGAAAUGGGUUCAUGAAAACAUUCGCAAGUUUGGGGGUGAUCCAAAUAGUGUGACAAUCGCUGGUUCAUCUGCUGGGUCAGUCUCAGUCUCUGCUCAUUUAUUGUCUCCCCUUUCAAAAGGACUCUUCAAACGAGCUAUUCUUGAAUCGGGAACAGUUUUCAUGGAUCAUAAUAUUGAUGUCUUGAUUAGAGAUUCUUGGAAGCUCUACAACAAAACUUCAUGUUCAAAAUCGCCAAAUGUUCUUGAAUGCAUGCAGAAUUUGUCAGCGACAGAGAUUUUGAAUAGUCUGGAUAAUAAAAUAAUUGAAUUUUCCUUUCAAGUGGGUGACGAGUUUCUGCCAUACGAACCAUCCAAAGCUUUUGCAGAAGGACUUUUUGAUAAUUCGGUUGACGUUCUAUUGGGUGUUGAAAAGAAUGACGCUUCGAUGUUCAUGAUGGCUAUUGAUCCCAUAGUCUUUAAUUAUCUAAUACCUCCUAAGCCAAUAUCGUAUCAAGAAGCUACAAAUUACUUGAAGCGCUUUUUUGAUUCUGAAUCAGCUGAUUAUUUCCGUGAACUAUACUUUGGUCCAGAAACUAACAAUUCAGAUUUCAGGUCUCACCUUGAAAAGGCUUACAGUGACCUUUUAUUCAUUUGUCCAGCUUAUGUUUUUGGACUUGAAUAUGCAUCCAGUCUUGGUAAAUAGGGCGGUAAAGUGUAUGCUUACUAUCACACUCAAAAUCCAACACCUUCCAUGACUGAAUGGCUAGGGUUGGUUGAUUAUGGUACAGAAAGUCGGAUUUCAAAUUGGAUAGGGACUCCUCAUGGAGCUGAAGCUCCGUAUGUUUUUGGUUAUCCCUUGAUGAAACCUGGUUAUUCACAGAAAGAUAUUUCAUUGAGUCGUGAAAUGAUGAAAAUCUGGACUGCUUUUGCUGAAAAUGGUGAGAUUCCGAUGGUUGGUGAAACUAGAUGGAAACCAUUCCAAGAAAAGAUGUCAGCAAUGAUACUGAAUAUUGAUGAU